GUGACUCGCGUCGCUCAGGACGGCACCACUCCAAGGUGUCUGAGAAGCCCCCGAAGAACAACAAUCAUCUGAAAGAGUUAAAAGAUGACAAUGUCAAGUGGCAUCAAGAGAACAGGCUGAGGUCUGGUGACGAGACCAUGAGGAGAUACGAGGACGUGGACGAGGAGGAGGAAGAGGGGAGGAGUGAAGGCGACUGUGGCGGCGGCAGCACUGGUGGCGGCAGUGGUGCAUGUGUGGCAGAGUCUCAGAUAAGGAGCAGUCGAAGUCUCAUCCACGCCGAGGAGCGUCGCGAAAAGAAGGCGCGGGUGAAGCUAAAAUCUAAGGAAAUCAAAUGUAUCGUGGACGGUGGCGCCGCAGCGGCCGUACAAAAUCACCUCAGCGGCCACUCUCCCCCCAGCACCCCUGCCACCCAGCCCCUCACUCCCCAGUCCCCAGAACCCCAUGAGCUUUCCUCUCGUGGCCACCAGUAUGAGUUGGAUCACAACCACCUAGCCCUCCACCACCUGAACCACAACAACCACCCCACCACCGCCGCCACACCCUCUUUACUAGUACAAGACAUGGAGGUGGAGUUUUAUCCCACUUCACUUCCUCCUCCACCCGCUCCUCCUCACCACCACCCGCACCACCACCACCAUCACCACCACCACCAUCCACCUUCCUCCUCAUCCCCACCCUCACCGUCACAAGCACCACCACCACUGCCGCCGCAACACCUACCCUCGCUGCACCACUCGCAGACAGCACAACAGCAAAUACAGCCUCCGUUACAGCUGCAGCAACAGUUGUUAUCGGAUGACCUGUACAUCGACAGUAACAGUCAUCCAAGUCAAGACCCUGAAGACAAGAAGAAGAAGAAGGAUGAUAGGAGAGACGAAAAACGCAAGAAGAAGCUCAAACACCUGGAGGAGGAAAACCUGUCUAAGCGGCUGUACGAGACCCGGGAGGUGACGGCGGCAGACCUACGCCCGCCACCUUCCGACCUCCUGCAAUCCAAGGUCAAGGAUCAGGAGACCACGGUACUAGGAGGAGUAGGGGCGGUGCGGGAAGAGGAGGAGAGGCGUGUAGCUAUACGCAUCAAGCUGUGUGGGGAGUGUGGCGCUCGUCAUGUGGCGGGAACAUGCCCCUUCACACGCCCGACUCAUGUUCUCCCAGACUCCUGCGCGCCACCAACUCCGCACACCCUCGAACUCCCGCAGCAAAACGGAGUGAUUGUCGCCCCACCCCACCGAGAGUCGCCAGUGAACCUUUCUGGUGGCGGUGGAGGGGCGGGGCGGGAGGAGGAACGAGAGGUGGAGACUUGGCGUGACCCUCAGCGUCCUGGCUCCCCUACAUCAUACGCCCGCACCUCGCUCCCUCCCGGACUGGCCCUGGAGCGGCGCGUUCUGCCACCACCCAACGAUAACAAUGUGGACAGCGACAACGACGUGGGGGUGGUUGGCGUGACGCAGCUCCCGGGCCGGCAGGUGGAAGUGGUGGUUGCCCGCGCAGCCAUCACACGCUACACCCAGCUGGGCCCGGUGGUUGGCGUGCCGGUGCGAGAGAGGGACAUCCCCGACGACUUCUGCAUGGUGAACCUGUGGGAGGUGUUUGGCGGUGAGGGCAAGCGAUACCUGAGCACCGUCGACCCCCGCAGGAGUAACUGGACCCGCUACCUGAGACCUGCUCCGGACCGCGACUCAGCCAACUUGGUGGUCGUCUUGAGACCGAUCAUCGAAGCAAGCGAAGACAGCUCCGGCCUCAUUGUGAUGGGCGGCAACGGCUCAGGUGGAGGCGACAUGGGGGUGUUCCUCAUCACGACGCAGGACGUCAGCAUCGGCCAAGAGCUCAUGUUCUGGGCCCACGACCCGACCCUCGCCUGGUCCCGGAAGAAGAUGGAGAAGACAAAUUGUGGCGGCUGUAAUAUGAAGUUCUCCCACCCACUGUACUACCGGAUGCACUGCUCAGUCUUUCAUGACCCCAACUAUUCCCUGACCAUCCGCAAGUAUCACUGUAAGGUGUGCGGGCUGGCGGUACUUGGCAAAGAGAACAUCAUGAGACAUGCCGCCGAGCAGCACGAGGGGCGCGGCGCCUACCAGUGCCAGUAUUGUAAGAAGUUCUUCUUGCGGCUACACUCGCUGGAUAUGCACGUGACCUACUCCUGUGGCCGCAAUCCCGCCCGCGUCUUCCCGCUGUGUGACUACUGCGGCAAGAAGUUCUGUCAGCCGCAGCACCUCCGCUCCCACCAGAAGCGCAUGCACGCAGACAUGGCUGAGGUUCUACGGGAAUUCCAGUGCAAGCUCUGUUUCAAGGUGUUAGGCUCACGGGCAGCGCUCCAGAGACAUCUGAAAGAGGUCCACCACAAAGACCUGAGUACCGGUGCCACCUGUGAUCGUUGUGGCAAAAUGUUCCAGAACAAGAGUAACCUCAAGAUCCACAUGCUAACUCACUCCGGCGUUAAACCAUUCAAGUGCAUCGAAACCAGCUGCAACGCUGCCUUCACAACCAAGCAGUGUCUCCAGUUCCACUACAAGAAGGUCCACGGCUACACCGGAGAAAGCAUGCCCACCAUCGAGCGUUGCAUCCCCUACACAUUCGACUCCUACUCUGGGGGGUUAGUUAACGAUCCCGGACGAGGAAAGGUUCCAAACGCACCACAAACCACCACCCCAACCACUGGCAGUUCUGAAACAACACCAACAGACACCACAUCCGAACAGCAGGCCGAGAAUUCCCACGGAGCUGAACCUUCACUCACCUCGGUUGGCUCCAGCGACACGCCACCAUCGUCGCGGGCGGAUCUACUCCUGGCAGCGGCCGCAAAACUGCCUCCAGCAGCAUCCUUACACGGCUACGUGACCAAGUAUACCACGACAACAACACGAUUGGUUAGUAAGGGGUCUCGCAAGUGGCUUGGGGAUCCAUUAGAAAUGCAGGAUCGUGAUUAUGACCCUGAUGACGACGCGCGUGACGUGUACGAUUUUGACGAUCGCCUUGAAGAAGAACUUGCUCAAAAAAGAAAGAAGGACGAGGACGAGGCAGCUGGGGAAGAAAAACUUUACCGUCGGGAGUCAAACGCGUCGCUAUUGGUGGAAGCUGCCCUUAGUGUGGCAGAGCAGACCCUUAAAAUGGACGGCCGGGUGGGUGGGGUUGGCAGUCACGACCGCCUCUUGGGGUAUAGCGGUCGCUAUUCUCCGCUUCCACCAUCAGCUGUGGUCACCUCUAUGGAGCAGAUCCUCCCACCUGACGCAGCCCUUGCCACUCACAUAAAGUACACAAGCGCGACAGAGGACGAACGAGGACACCUGGAGUACACACUAGAGCGGGAGUAUGAUCCACGAGACUUGCCAGAGGUAAUGGUGGUACAUGAAACCAUUGGGGCACGUGACCUUCACGACUCUUUGGGUCACGACUUACAGGAUAACCUGCAUGCCACCCUAGACCCUCUACCACCCUCGUCUGUUGGGGACGAUUUACACUCAGCUCACCACCAGACCUCGGAUCACGCCCACAAUCUCACUCUUGUUAAAUCGGAUGACCUCCCACCACCUACCCCUGCCACACCCGUGGAUCCUGGGACACCCAUGGCUCCACCCACCCCUCUGAGCUCGAGUGGUGGCCUGGAGCCUACCCUGCAAGUAUUAGACCAGUUACCAGUAUCUCAGGGGCUCCCGGUGUCCCUCUCCUCUUCCCUCAGUGUUGGUUUGGACAUGAGCUACAAGCAUUACCGCCACGCUGAGCUAACACCCGUCGGUCAGGACCACUGCCUUCCCAGCCAUCUGGACGACUCUGAGACUUCCAUGGGGCUGGACCCCAUGGGGGAUGGGGGUCACCUGUCCCCGAGAAACGAUCAUCUAACGGACCAGCUCUCACUACCAGAACUACAACCCCAUGACUUCCGUGGUUUGCCUGCACUACGCUCUCCUGAACCUCCCCGGUCACCCUACCUCUCUCCUAGUCCAACCCCUGACGCCCUUCGCUCCUACUUGGUGACAACUGAUGGUCUCCGCUCACCUGUACCUCUUGAUCAAUGCGUGGACAUGACCCGCGCUAACCUGUUCCUCCGGCCAGCUGAUCUGGCCAGCCUGCAGCAACGAUAUCAUGGAGAGGUGAGCCACCAAUCUGGCCGCACUCAACUGUAUGAACUGGAGAGAGUGCCCGCACAUUCGGUCGACCUAAGCAUGACCGGCCGUACCGUCACCUACACAAGCGACGCGCUCAGACCGGGCUCUGUGUGCACUACAGUGUACGUAUCAGACUCUCAUCCCGAUGACCGUCACUCCCUUGACCUGACUCUUCCCCGACACGAUCCUGACAUUCACCGUAUGGACUCACCUACUCACAUUCAUCCAGCAGCCCGAGGAAUGUCCCCACACUCGCAGCUCUCUCCCAGUAACCAACUGUCACCCCAUAAUCAGCUAUCCCCUCACAAUCAGCUGUCCCCUCACACACAACUAUCGCCACACACCCAGCUUCCACCUUACUCACAACUCUCCCCACACGGGCAAAUGUCUCCCCUUGUCAAUUUAGGCAUGGAUCGGGGUGGGGUUGGUAGCCCCCCCCUCUCUCCUUCUGCUAAUCCACCUCUGCCCCCGAUCAGUCGCAUUGUGGCGCCUGCUUCUCAUUCUCCAUUGCUCACCUCAAGACAGAUGUCCCCAAUUCCGAGGUCUGAUCUGUCUCCUUCCUUCACCUCCCAUACUCACGGGGAACUUUUUGUCACGGGAAGCGCAGUUCCUCUACAACCAGGAACACCAGUACCCCCACUGACCCCAAACUCACAAAUCAGUAAAGACAGAUCAUCCCCUUACUCCCAGUACCCAUCGUCCCCCUACCCCCGCCACCACAGCCACUCUUCCCCACCCCCCUCAUAUCAUUACCAGUAUUACUGACCGAGGCUCCCUCUUUCGCCCUCCCCACUAGCUGUUGGUUCCCAAGACCUACUCUUUGCCCCAGAUACCCCAGAGGGUGGACUCUUCUCCCCCUCUGCCCACUGUUCCUAGUACUGUACCAACGACGGAAGCCUGCCCGGUGUGGCCGCACAGUACCAGGACUGUCAUGGUCUUGACGUAUUGACAACGAUGGGGAAUACCUCACUGGAGGCCAGGCGUUCUUAUGGCAAUUUUUACUCAAUUAUGUUUAGGUACCGUCAUUCACUGUGGGCAUUUAUAGUUUAAAUACCCCGACUUCAUAAUUUAUAAGCUCAAUUCAACCAGCACUGAUAACUCAAAGGUUUUUGACGACCGUGAUAUGAACUUCUGAUAAAGAUUUGUGCUUUUUAUAUGAUGUGGGUAAAUACUCUCUUGUAUUCGUGGUUCCUCUUCCUUCCCUCCUUUCAGCGACAAGGAGCGUCUUCCCCUGUUCUUUCCUGUCCGUGUGACGGUCUUCCUCUUAGCGUGUGAGGCUGCCCGGCGGCGUGAGUUAUGGUUGUCUUUUUACGGCUUUUGAAUGAACUUUUUAGAGUGUCGUGUUUGUAAGAGGACCUUGUAGCUUCCUCGUGUGUUGUGCCAAGGGUCACUCCUUCCCCUCGUUUUCUCAAGGACCUUCUUGUCUCGAUUGUGACCCUCAACUUUCAUGGUGUAUACAUGAUCGCCUCUUCCAACUCAGGGAGUGCUGUUAACGGAGUUCUUUCCAGUGAUCUGAGAGGCGUCAUCCAUAAGGGCCUGAGAGCAGUGGACUAAUCGAAAUGCUGACACACUCCUCCUAUGCACUCAACUAUAACAUAUGCAAAUGCAAUAUAUAUGCAAUUUGUAACGAAGCCUGGCAUUUGCAUAGGCCAUGUUCGUGCGCCUAAGCAUCACCGGACGUAAAGGGGAGUUAUCCGGAGAGGCGGGCGGGCCAAGUAAGGGAGCCGCCUCCACACACCGUGGAGGACUCACUCACCUCCUGAAAUGCACCCACUGCGUCAUUCUCAUUUUCUAUUUCGUGCCAAGACCCGGCACAGGGAGGCCGAGCCUUCUGUGCUUCGCAGGACCCUGGGACCGCGAACGGAAACAAAGUGUUAGUGAACGGAGUGAGAUAUAUAUUUUGCUGUUACAAAUUUUCAUAUUUCUUUGACUACUUUUUAUUAUAUUUUCAACUGUGAGUUGUGUGCAUUAUAAAGAUAAAAUAUGGUGAGUGGUCUUGUCAGGGUUUGUAUCCCAGGGCAGCCUGUUGUUUCUUUAUCAUUAUGUACAAAGGGAGAGUGGAAACUCGAUGUGAACCUAAUGUGCCAAUGUUUCUAGAUAAAACUUGUUAGCUAUACCAUGUCUGAACCAUUCAUGUUGACGAUAUUCGAAGGUGUUGCAAUUGUUUUACGUGUGAAAAUGGACUAUUAAGUGUAUCCUCUGAAUUUGUGUACUUUACGGAUUGGGACAGAAUUCAAAGCAAUAAUGUAAGAUCGCCCCCUCUCAGUGCACUAACAACAGGAACGCCCACUAGCCCGGCCCACCUCUGGCACCUCGCCUCGCGACACUUCCUCAAUUGCCCUGUGCGAGCGGGGCCGAAAUGACGAACAGCAGUAUCCUAUAAGCCAAGUUGGAAUAUUGUCUUAAGAUUGUUGUUACAGUCUUUUAUUACCGGGUCAAUGAAAGGCUAAACUAGUGAUCAUUUUAUUUUAAAGUAGAAACAGACUACUCAGGUCUAUAAAACUGGAUGUAGAUACUUCUCUGUGAUAAGCUAUUUUCUUUGAUUUUAUUUAUUUCAGCUGCUUGUCCUAUUCCUGCCCCCGCUACGCACAGUACCAUUGUCUCAAACUAUGAUUCAAAAUAAUUUGGCAUAGAAUAGGAAUUACCAAAUUACAAAAUGUUUUCUCCAUUUUAGAGUUGUGUGUGUGUGUGUGUGUGUGUGUGUGUGUGUGUGUGUGUGUGUGUGUGUGUGUGUGUGUGUGUGUGUGUGUGUGUGUGUGUGUGUGUGUGUGUGUGUGUGUGUGUGUGUGUGUGUGUGUGUGUGUGUGUGUGUGUGUGUGUGUGUGUGUGUGUGUGUGUGUGUGUGUGUGUUCAUGUGUGUGUGUGUGUGUGUGUGUGUGUGUGUGUGUGUGUGUGUGUGUGUGUGUGUGUGUGUGUGUGUGUGUGUGUGUGUGUGUGUGUGUGUGUGUGUGUGUGUGUGUGUGUGUGUGUGUGUGUGUGUGUGUGUGUGUGUGUGUGUGUGUGUGUGUGUGUGUGUGUGUGUGUGUGUGUGUGUGUGUGUGUGUGUGUGUGUGUGUGUGUGUUCAUGUGUGUGUGUGUGUGUGUGUGUGUGUGUGUGUGUGUGUGUGUGUGUGUGUGUG
Molecule: messenger RNA, 7222 nt
Organism: Eriocheir sinensis (Chinese mitten crab)
Lineage: Eukaryota; Metazoa; Arthropoda; Malacostraca; Decapoda; Varunidae
Exons: 10
Coding region: 138-4868 (1576 amino acids)
Biological process (GO): regulation of transcription by RNA polymerase II
Molecular function (GO): RNA polymerase II cis-regulatory region sequence-specific DNA binding; DNA-binding transcription factor activity
Source: RefSeq, a predicted model, not a curated record